Molecule: messenger RNA, 588 nt
Organism: Dreissena polymorpha
Lineage: Eukaryota; Metazoa; Mollusca; Bivalvia; Myida; Dreissenidae
Product: complement C1q tumor necrosis factor-related protein 3-like
Exons: 2
Coding region: 1-588 (195 amino acids)
Molecular function (GO): protein binding
Source: RefSeq, a predicted model, not a curated record
AUGAAGGCGGAAAGUGCGAAAAUCAACGACUCCAUGCAUGCACUUGAUGUUAAAAGAAGAGACAUUGACGAUGAAAUGAAAUCUCUUCGUAAGGAAGUGCAAGAAAAGAAGCAGGAGCUAACUGAUAAAGUGGACGGCUUAUUAGUAACUGGGGUCCGAAAUCUUACUGGAAAUGUUCAAGAAAUGUCAACAAUUGUGCAAUCACUUGUAACACAAACCUCGAAAGAACUGGAUAUCCUGAAAGACAUGGUGUUCAAGACCGUUCUAACCAACGAAGGUGGAGGCUAUGAUUCUAAUACCGGACGAUUCACGGCGUCCGUAGCUGGAGUGUUCAUGUUCACGGUGCAGUACUGUUCCUAUACGAGCAAAUGGGCUUUCCCUGAAAUUGUCCAUGAGGGAAGACCAUUACAGAGAUCAGGGCACUUUGAGACUGCCGAAGCGGUAUGUGCCAGCAUGCAGGCCUUUGCUAAGGUUGCCAUAAGAGACAAGGUCUGGGUGCGUGCAUGUAGUGCGUAUUCAACAAGCGACAUCUACAGCGAAGAAAUUCGUAGAUGGAACAGCUUUGCUGGGUUACUGAUCCGUGUGUAA